UUUCAGACGACUAGAAUGGCAGACUAUCACAACACGGAAGAACUUAUUUCCGUAGUAGGGAAGAGGCCUGUCCUGUGGGAUCCUACGACCGAAGAAUAUAAAAACAGGAACAAGAAAGCAGAUGCAUGGAUAGAAGUUUGGCGCUCGAUUUAUCUGGAUUAUGAAGAGAAAUCUGCAGAAGAAAAGAAACAAAUUGGAAAGGAACUGCAAAUUCGUUGGAAGAGCAUCCGAGACGCUUAUGUAAGGAAUUCCAGGAAAUUGAAAGAUGAAAGUAAAUCAGGAUCUGGAGCUGUGAAGACACACCGUUACAUUUUUGCUGAACAACUGUCCUUUCUCAGGAAUGUAGGUGAAAACAGAGAAACCACGGACACUUUCGUUCCAACCCAUGAAACAGAGGAUGGAGCUGAAGAUGCAUGUCAAAACCUGUCAGCAACACAGCAAAAUCCAAGCGCUAAGUCCAAGAAAAAGAAAAGUAAUUUACUUGAGGAGAAACUUAUAAAGUUUAUGGAUGGUUAUGAAGAAAAAGAAGAUGACGACAAGGAUUUUUUCAUGUCAAUGUUACCGUCAGUGCGAACACUGAACAGUGAACAAAAGAUUGAAUUCAGAAUGGAAGUACUGGCUGCGCUGAAGAACAUCAGAUCCGGACACCGUGGGCACACAAGGGUACAAGACUCUCAUCCCCUUCCACUUGUGCUCCCACCUGUACAGAGUCAAUACCCUCAUUAUGCACAGUAUCCCUCGUCUGCAAUGACACACCCUCAUUUCUUUGGACCUUCAGCAGCAACAAACAUACAUCCACAUGCAGUGAACACUCAAGAAAAUCGUGCACAAGUCCAACCAGUAGCACCCUCACCUGCUAACUUGUCAGUACCCUCUCCAGCAUCAAACACCUCAAACACUGACAAUUCAGUAAUUUCACUGAGUGAUUUUGACAUUUAAUAAAAGAAAUGUAAUACACAAAUUACUUAGAGGAAUGUUUUUAUUCAUACAGUAGUUAAAAUACCAUGCAGUUUACUUUAUUAAAAAUAAAAAGGAGGAAAAAUGUAAUGCAAUCUUUUUACAGUGGAAUACUUUUAUUUAUACGGUAGCUGAAAUACCAUAUAAUUUAUUUACUUCAGAAUAAAAAGGAAUAUUAAAACUAGUAUAUAUGUUGUGUACAUUAUCUUACCUGAUGCUUAAAGCCACUGCUUCUUCAGGUGG
Messenger RNA from Scylla paramamosain (green mud crab), 1200 nucleotides. RefSeq lists its product as uncharacterized. Lineage: Eukaryota; Metazoa; Arthropoda; Malacostraca; Decapoda; Portunidae. The record is from RefSeq and is a predicted model, not a curated record. Gene Ontology annotation, molecular function: DNA binding. The transcript is spliced from 2 exons. The coding region runs from base 16 to 939 and encodes 307 amino acids.